AUGGAUAUUUUAUUGGCAACAAGUAUUUGGUCCUUCGGGUCGUCCCUGUUCAGGGCGCACACAUUAACAGAUAAUUUUAUCAAUGAGAGUGACACAGAUUUUAUACCAUUAAAAAAUAUUAGACCUAGGCGUGUUCCAAUUAAAGCAGGUGAACUAAUGCAAGAUGAUCCUAUUGUUUGUCCAAUUAAAAAGUUUGAGGUAGAAACAUACAAUGCUGUAAUAGAUAUGACUCUAAAUGAAUUGAGUGACCGGUUUGAAACAACAAAUAUUGGACCAUUAAAAGACAUAGCAUUGCUCUCAUAUCGUAGAAUACAAGAAGUGCACAAUGAUCCAACAAUGCUACCCAAAGAUUCAUUUAUAGAGUUAUGUGAGGUCUAUUCAAAAAUUAAUAGAGAUUGUUUGAUUUCUGAAUAUAUGCAGUUUUGUAAAAAUUUAAAUGAAUUUGAAAAUAACUUAAAUUUACCAAAGUUUUUGCAUGAUGUUAGUAAUAAUAAAUCAAGUAAUGAUGAAGAUGAAAAUGAUAAUAAUGAUGACAACAUUUCUAUGUUUGAACUAAAUACGUAUGAUGAUUUAAAUGAAACUUCGAAUGAUAAUGAUCAAAGAGCAAUUAAAAACAUUGGGAGUACUAAAAAAAUUUUUCAAAUGUUUUGUACAGCUAAUUUAACCAGUUGUUUCCCAAAUUUGUAUGUAGCAUUAAAAUUAUCAGUCACUCUUCCAAUUUCAAGUUGUAGUGUAGAGCGUUCAUUCUCAAAGUUAAAACUGAUCAAAACUAAACUUCGAACUUCCAUGCUACAGGAUAGGUUAGAAAACUUGAUGAAAAUCAGUUGUGAAAAAGACUUAAAUCCAAUAGUAGACAAUAUAAUUUUAUCGCUAGCUGGAAAAAGUUCCAGCUUAUGUAAAGCAUUAGUGUAUUAA
Molecule: messenger RNA, 915 nt
Organism: Macrosiphum euphorbiae (potato aphid)
Lineage: Eukaryota; Metazoa; Arthropoda; Insecta; Hemiptera; Aphididae
Source: the annotation of a GenBank genome assembly